CAAACUUACUCGUGACAGCUAUUCUUGAGAACAGAACAACGGAACGCCAUGGCGUUCCCAACAACAAUGGCCUCUGGAGCGCUGCCUAGGUUUCUGCUGCCGAAGCUCAGCUGGCAUACGCCCGCAAAAACAUAUCGAUCUCUUUUGAUCCCCGCGAUCCAGCCCACGGCACCGUGGCAAUCACAAACCACUUCAUUUCACACUUCCAGCCAGACGCCACAAUGCAGGAGAGCUGGCUCCCUGCCAUACUCUGCACCAAACUCUUCCAUGUUUCGGAAAACUUUCCACACGACGCCAGCAAGGCAGCGUGACCAUCACUUUGACACCCUCAAGUUUGUCCAACGGCUCAAGGGCGAGGGCUUCACGGAGGAGCAAAGCUGCUGCCAUGAUGAAGGUGCUCAACGAUGUCAUCGAAGAGAGCAUUCAAAAUCUUACCCGCACAAUGGUCCUUCGCGAAGACGCCGCCAAGGCCACUUAUACCCAGAAAGUCGACUUCGCCAAGCUACGCUCCGAGCUCCUCUCCGCCGACAGCACCGAAUCGAGUACCACGCGUGCCGCCCACGAGCGCCUGUCCAACGACAUUACCAAGCUGAGCAGCCGUCUGCGUGACGAGAUCGG
Molecule: messenger RNA, 618 nt
Organism: Verticillium alfalfae VaMs.102
Lineage: Eukaryota; Fungi; Ascomycota; Sordariomycetes; Glomerellales; Plectosphaerellaceae
Product: FMP32
Exons: 2
Coding region: 49-609 (186 amino acids)
Source: RefSeq, a predicted model, not a curated record